This is a messenger RNA of Magnusiomyces paraingens, 1188 nucleotides long. RefSeq lists its product as uncharacterized. NCBI's taxonomy places the organism in Eukaryota, Fungi, Ascomycota, Dipodascomycetes, Dipodascales, Dipodascaceae. The record is from RefSeq and is a predicted model, not a curated record. The transcript has a single exon. Bases 1 to 1188 code for a protein of 395 amino acids.
AUGCUGAGAUCACAGCUCCCAGGCUUCAUUCGGGCCUCAACCCGGGCAUAUUCCACAGCUUCUCGUUCCGCUUCUUUUGCUGGAUACGAUGCUCUUCGCUCUUCUGUGUCCUCCAGUGAGCCUUCUUACACUUUUGAUGUUGCACAUGCCGACGCCAAGUUCACUGAGUUUUAUCGCGAAGUCCAACACCGGUUCCGACCCCUCGACAUCCCAGCCAAGUUCCGUCAUUUGGUUCUGCGACCCAAGAAUCUCACAAUCCUUCGUUCUACUUCUGAACACGUUACCGACAAGGCCGGCAACACACUGCGUGACUCGGAGGUUAUUCUUGCGCGACCCUCCGGCAAACUUCUCAUGCGUCUCAUCAAAACCGCUUCAGUCGAGACUCCUGAGGAAGCCAUCGAGGCUGCCCUUGAAGAAGGUGAGGAAGCCGAAGCUAACCUGUUGGUGAAGCCUGUCGAAAAAAUUGCAGCUGUGCGUGCGAUUUUUGACAGAUACAUUAAAAAGUACCCCCAGCAGCUGCUCCCAGAGCAUCUCGCUGCCCUGCUCACCACUGCUGCCAAGGGCUCCGCUCUCUACCCCACGCGCUCAUACAUUUUCGAUUCGGUUCUCCCCAAGGCUCCUCAACUCCUUGAUAUCACCGUUGCCCGCGAGGCUUUACGCAUCUACGCCAUCCGUGCCGUCGUAGUCCCAAAGGUCCAAACCGCAAAGGACCUGGUCCGCCUUUAUACCACUCUGGCUUCUCUGCUGCCCGAAAAAUCUCUUGAUGCUGAUGCUCAAGCUCAAUGGAUUGUACUUUAUGGUCUCAAUGCAACCUCUGCUAAGGACCUUGCUGCUCCCUUUGCUACCCGUGCGGCUGCUCUUCCUACAGACUUGGCCAUUCCUUCGUCGUCUUCUCCCAACAAACGUGUCCCCCCAGGUAUCCGCCAAUACAUGUUUGAUGCCCAACUGGCCACUGUCGCCGUGGCUGCUGGUGGUGCACCAGGUCUUGAUGACAAAAAACUUGCCGAAUCUCUCAAGGCUGCAGACAAGAUCCGCAACAAGAAUGGUUUGGGCGAAUUCCCAUUUGCACGCUACGUUGAUCAGGUCGGCCGCGGCAUUCUCGCAGAGACCGAGGCCGAGCGGGCUCGUCAUGCUCCAGCCACUGCCGAGGAGCAGGAGGAAGAACCUGUUCAGGAAGAAGAAAAGUAA